UUAUGUUACUUGCUUUUCAUUUAAAGAAAAAAGGAUUGAGAUCAAAGGAGGGCAGAUGUAUUUAUAGUUGAAGCAAUAGACAUUGUAUGAAGUUCCUUUACUAGAUGACACCUUGGCAAGCAGUGUUGUUCUUUGUUUGUGGCUGUUUAACAUCAUAUUUGUUUCAUCUUUUCCUGACUAAAAAUUAUGCCUCAAGUCAAAUUCACAAACAACAAUUAAAACUAGCAAUUGGAAUAAUGUCAGCACCUGAAAACUUUGAACACAGAGAUACGAUAAGAAAUACAUGGAAGCCAAAAGCAAGCAAAAACAUGCAGGCAUGGUUCAUCAUUGGCAAUCAGGAUUGCCAAAUUCACCCAGAAAAUAGAAUUGAUAAGUACGGAUGUGAAAAAUGGAAUCUUAAAUUUCAAGAUCCACAUCUUGUCAGAAACAACUUUCUUGCCAAUGUUACCUUGCCAAGAAACACAAAGCCAAGGAAACCUGGACGACAUAUUGUCGAUAGACUGAACUUCAAAGUGAUGUCUGAUGUCCUUGUGAAGAGAAUUGGUAUAGCUUCUGUUGUGUUAAAUCUUCAGUCAGAAAUUACUGUUCAAAUCUUAGAAGCAUGGUCUGGCAAUGUUGUUGCAGUCACACAGUUUUCAACCGUAGAUAAGGGAAUUGAAAUGGAGCACUGUACAUUUCAACCAGUUUCUAGUGUGAUUUUUCACAAGAAUUAUGAAUAUGUUAUAGAAAUUGAAAAUUUCAGCAAUCAUGGAAAGAUGUCAGGAUUAGAAAUGGACACAGUAUUAAAUGAUUUUGAUGGUGCAAUAUACUAUCAAACAAAAAUUAAAAGUGAUGAUAUUAUUCUACCAAAUAUGUGGCUUGAAGUUCAAGAUGUUUCUGAUGAUGAAAAUUUCAAACAUGCAAAUUUUCUGGAAAAGGAGUGGAAACAACAAUCCAGUGAUAUUCGUCAUAGACUUAAGGCAGAAGCAGAAACGUAUGAAGACAUUUUAUUUGUUGACACUUUUGAUGUUUACAGAAAUUUACCAAAGAAAUUACUAUUAUUUCAUCAAUGGUUGUUGAAUAACUCUUUGCCAAGUUUUGUUCUAAAAACUGAUGAUGAUUGUUUAAUUGUUUUGGAUUCAGUUCUUCAGUAUAUAUCAAAGCUAAGUGAACAAAAUGACAACUUUGUAUGGUGGGGAAACUUCAGAAAACAGUGGUUAGUGCAAAAAUUUGGAAAAUGGGCAGAAUUUUCAUAUGCUGCUGAUGUGUAUCCAGCAUUUGCUUGUGGUUCUGGAAACAUCGUAAAUGCAAAUGUACAUAGAUGGAUAGCUAAAAAUGCAGACCAUUUACAUACAUACCAAGGAGAGGAUGUGUCUAUGGGGAUAUGGAUGGCAGCAAUAUCCCCUGUUCAUUUUGAGGAUAGGCGUUGGCAGUGUUCAAAUAGUUGUACUCAGGACUCAUUGAGUAUUCCAGAACUUAAACCUUCAGAGAUUAAAGAAUAUUGGAAAAAUAUACAGCUUUGUAAUAAUCCAUGUAACUGCAAUAAUUGAUUUCAAAAGCUCAUAAAAAUUGAACAAAA
Messenger RNA from Saccostrea cuccullata (small rock oyster), 1558 nucleotides. RefSeq names its product UDP-GalNAc:beta-1,3-N-acetylgalactosaminyltransferase 2-like. The transcript is spliced from 2 exons. The record is from RefSeq and is a predicted model, not a curated record. Gene Ontology annotation, molecular function: hexosyltransferase activity. Gene Ontology annotation, cellular component: membrane. The coding region runs from base 105 to 1529 and encodes 474 amino acids. Lineage: Eukaryota; Metazoa; Mollusca; Bivalvia; Ostreida; Ostreidae.